Colletotrichum godetiae is the source of this 1164-nucleotide messenger RNA. RefSeq lists its product as uncharacterized. Lineage: Eukaryota; Fungi; Ascomycota; Sordariomycetes; Glomerellales; Glomerellaceae. The transcript has a single exon. Bases 1 to 1164 code for a protein of 387 amino acids. The record is from RefSeq and is a predicted model, not a curated record.
AUGAACAAAGCUGUGUUUUCGCCUUAUUUUACGCCGAUUCUUAUCUAUGUGCUGCUCCUUCUACUUACGGUAGCGCUCAAUGGCUUGCCUCUCAUCUUAACCCAGUGGCUAAACCAUUACGACGGCCACUGGGAUCUCUUUAAGGCGCUUCUUUUUCAAGUCAUUGAAGAUACACAGGAUAUUUUAUUUUCUGUCCAAGAGCCGAUGCUCUCCGAGUUCGUGUCGGAAAUUUUCAGAAAAAGUCCCGGCAGAGGCGGGAAGGAAUGGAUUACAAAGCCUGAUUGUUUGAGCUCUGUCCUAAGAGUCUGGGUGGUGAAACUCCCUACUAUUACAAUCAGUAUCGUCUCGGCUCUGCCGAAAACGCUGUUCUCGUUAUUUACCUUACCGGUCGUUCUUGCAGUAUGGACGGUCUGGUAUUCCUUAUUCGAGCCUUCCGUCCAGAAGAUGCAGGACGACAAAAAGGAAAGAGACAGAGCAAUGUACGUUUGGGCCUCAUGUGGAAGGUAUGCAGACCACCGUUCUAAUAGCUAUAGACAAUCGGAAGAUGGGGAUGACGAGAACGAACGGCAAGAUUACUUCAUCGCCUCACAGCGACUCAUUGCGACGCAGGUGCUCUGGAAAACACUACGUGUGGCCUGCUGCGUCGCUUUCGCUUCUUUUACCCGAGGACAAAACAACCCCUCAGCCAUCCGGAUGUUCCAUCAACUGGUUUCUAUGGAGGCUGCGUUUUUGAAAGAACUGCAGAGCCGUAAAAAAGCACUCAAAAUCAUUUCAGCCCCAUUCGUCCAGCAGGCGGAUCUAGAAUCGCUCGCUGAAAUCGGAAUGUUGCCUCCUUUUGAGGCACGCAAGGAAGCUCCUCGGAUUAUGAAAUCCCACCGUGAACCCGGGUUCCGAGAAUGGUGUCGCCGAAUUCCAGUGCUUUGGACAAGUCUCGAUGCUGCGGGCCGGUCGUCUCUGAAAUGGAGUCUUGAGGGCAAUAGGACUAAGGAUACCCCACAAGGCGCAGUCGGCGUUUUCCACGAGCAAACUUGCUAUUACGGCACGAUCAAACGUGGCCAAGAGUUGAACGCUGAAUCCGUAGAUAAUAAGCUGCUCCCUAUACCAAAGGAAAGCAGGCGCUGGUCAAUAGGAGACGACAAACAUAGAAAUUGUCUUUUAGUCUGA